Molecule: messenger RNA, 2129 nt
Organism: Bactrocera neohumeralis
Lineage: Eukaryota; Metazoa; Arthropoda; Insecta; Diptera; Tephritidae
Exons: 2
Coding region: 454-1767 (437 amino acids)
Source: RefSeq, a predicted model, not a curated record
CAAGAUGAAGCAACUACAUCAACAACUAUCGAAAACCCAAUGAGUCAUAUACCCAAGCAAGAUGUUACUGUUUUUGGUGUGUCUACUGAUUUGACUGAUCUUAAUUUACCAACCCAUCUGGAUAUCUUGAGAUAUUAUUUUUACUUAAGCGAACGCGCUAAAACAGAACAAAAAAAGUUUUCCCAUAAAUCAUUCACUAUUCAAGUACAAGAUAGGUUGAUUGGAAGUUGGGAAAAACUUGGUAUGGAAAUAAUGCUGAAAAAAAGUGUAUGUAAUAAAUUGAAUAAAUUGCUUGACAAGUAUCAAGAGCAAAUCAAGAGAAGAAACAACACCCAACAAUUUACAGAGUAUGUAAAAUCUCUGGAAACAAUUUUUUACAUUGGAACAUGAAAAUUCGAUUUGAAGGCAGCUCCAUGUGCAUGCGGCUGGGGUCCCGAACGCCUCAAAGAGUUCAUGCACGAUCAACAUAAUCAGAGAAGACUAACAAUGAAUGCAUUGAUGAUGGAAACUGAAGAGCAAGGAGCAACGUCUAUGUCAUCAAUGCCAACAUACCAAGAUCCCGAUGAUUCAACAUACGCACCGCCACCGGUUCAAGAAGAUAUGGAUAGAAGCACAAGUUCACAAUACACAGAGAGAUACGAUUGUUUUAACUUUGCCUUGGUAUGUGACAGAUUUGGUGUGCCUGACAGAGUAGCAUCAGCAUUGGGAACCGCUCUUUUGCAAGAUUUUAAAAUUAAAGAUAAGCAUGGGAAACCUUUCAUCAUGGAUAAAUCGAAAGUUCGCAGAGAAAAAGAGAAAUGCAAACAAGAAGUGCUUCGCAAAGAAGAUGAUACCAAUAUGUUAGCGUUUUCAUUCGAUGGCAGAAAAGAUGAUACUAGGAUGGUAAAAGAACCUCAUUUUGUCAUUUUUAGAGAACCCAAUUCUGAAUUGAUUGGUUACGUAAGACUGGAACAUGAAACCGCUGAAUACAAAACAACCAAAUUAAAUGUUUUUUUCAACGAUAAAAAUAUAUCACUGGAUACAUUAAUUGGAAUAUGCACUUACGAUGAGCCAACAAACACUGGCCCACACGGUGGAAUUAUACGACGAUUCGAAUUGCUGUUAAAAAGACCAUUGCAUUGGUUUGUUUGCCUUCUACACUUCAACGAACUUCCAUUUCGGCAUUUGUUUGAAGCUUUGGAUAAAUCAACCAGCACUGGACCAAGAUCGGCAACCGGAAAACUGAGCCGUCAAAUCGAAACUUGUGAAACUCUUCCGGUGGUGGACGGCUUCCAGAAAAUUGAGUUGCAAAAUAUGCCCCCUGCUCCAGAAAAAAAGAAUUUUCCACCGAUUCGAAGUACUUAUACGACAUGGCCCAUGCAAUUUCUAGCGGCGUGGUUCCGGAAAAUUGUACAUUCUCGGUGGCUCACCAAGGUCGCUAGAUUAUUGCGAUUAUAUGUGACAACGGAAAAUCCAGAUGCAAAUUUAAGAAUUCUGGUUGAAUUUAUAAUUAAAUGUUAUGUGCUAAUGUACUUCAAUAUCAAGUAUUACAGCUCUGUCGUGUACGGCAGUGCAUUAUUUUUCAAGUUCAUUGGUUGGUCACGAUUUCUAGAACCUCGCUUACGCAAAAUUGUCAAUCAAGUAAUUAAUGAUAAUUCAUAUUAUGCGCAUUCGGAAAAUAUCUUGUUAUCAAUGUUGUUUGAUGAUAGGAAAGAAAAGCGCGACUGUGCCAUCAAGAAAAUUCUACGCUAUCGAACCGACUUAGAGUUUGUAAAAAACCAGAUAUAAACUUUAAUUGCACAAGUUAUACGGAAAUGAUCAAUUUGAAUGAUAUAAAUAUCGUAUUUGUACCACCAUUCACGCGAAGCAUUCCGUACGAUACAUUGAAAGAAUAUUUAAAUCAAGAUGAUCCACCGUUUAAUGAUCCAAAAAUUCCAUCACACAUACAAGGAAGGGAAAGACAUGUUCAGUUGCUAGCUAGCGUUUCCAAACGGGUUAUACCGGAAAAUGUAGAGGCUGUUAUGGCGACGACAUUAGAGAGCCGUGCGAAAUUGCCCAGACUUGAAAGUAAAAAAGACUUCAAACAAUAUUUUUUUUUUAGUUUCCUUUCUAUAACUCACUUGAAUUAUUUUUUUCAUUUACAUAUGUUC